AGUGGCUCAGAUCGCGUAUCACUGAAACCAGACAAAGAAAAAAGAAUCAAAUGGCUGUGCGAUGCUUACCGAGAGGAAGCUGAGGCGACGACGGCUCAGAGGUGGCUGGGAGUGACCGGCGACGCCACUGGCCUUCUCGGAAUGGUGGUUCGAUACACUAGAGAGAAAGAGUGAGAGAGUAAGAGAGAGAAUCUGUCAAGCCGACAGAAAUAAAGGGAGGGGAGGGUGGCGGACGGUAGUGGGCUUGCCAGAAGGGAGUGGGUUCGACGGGGUUGGGCUGGUCUGCAAUUUCUGGCACCGUGGGUGGUGUUCCUACGUCCUGGUGGUCGUCGACGGUGGCUGGGAAAAAUCGAGGCCUAGGCGAGAAGUAGAACUGAAGUUAAACUGGAAGCAUUUCAUCCUCUUUGUACUAAAAAAAUGCAGGCUCAAACAUCUCUCACUUGCAAUAAAAAGAUGCUGGCAAACUAUGUCCCAGUCUACGUAAUGCUCCCAUUGGGAGUUGUUACACUUGACAAUGUCUUAGAAGACAAAGACGGGCUUGAGAAACAGCUCAAGGAGCUACGAGCAGCUGGUGUGGAUGGUGUAAUGACAGAUGUCUGGUGGGGGAUUAUAGAAUCCCAAGGGCCUAAGCAGUACAAUUGGAGUGCUUCUAGGAGCUUGUUUCAACUUGUUAGAGAAUGUGGGUUGAAGUUACAAGCCAUAAUGUCUUUCCACCAAUGUGGAGGGAACGUGGGGGAUGUUGUCAACAUCCCACUUCCUCAGUGGGUACUUGACAUUGGAGAAUCAGACCCCGAUAUCUUUUAUACCAAUCGCACGGGUAACAGGAACAAGGAGUACCUCAGUCUUGGUGUUGAUAACCAGCGUCUCUUUAAUGGACGAACUGCUGUUGAGAUAUACAGCGACUGCAUGCAGAGCUUCAGAGAGAACAUGUCAGAUUUUUUAGAAGAUGGAUUUAUAGUAGACAUUGAAGUGGGACUUGGCCCCGCCGGGGAGUUAAGGUAUCCUUCUUAUCCACGAAAUCAAGGAUGGGUCUUCCCUGGCAUUGGAGAAUUUCAGUGCUAUGACAAAUAUCUCGAGGCAGAAUUCAAAAAAGUUGCAACAAGUGAAGGUCAUCCCGAGUGGGAAUUGCCAGAUAAUGCAGGGACAUACAAUGACAGUCCUGAAUCUACACAGUUCUUUGGAUCAAAUGGUACAUACCUCACUGAGAAAGGGAAGUUCUUCUUGACAUGGUAUUCUAACAAGUUACUGAGCCAUGGUGACCAGAUCCUGGAUGAAGCAAAUAAAGCUUUUAUGGACUGUAAAGUCAAGUUAGCAGCCAAAGUCUCUGGAAUCCACUGGUGGUAUAAAGCAGAUAAUCAUGCUGCAGAGUUUACUGCAGGAUACUACAACUUAAAAGAUAGAGAUGGAUACCGACCUAUAGCAAGGAUGCUGUCCAGGCAUUAUGGCAUUCUGAAUUUCACAUGUCUUGAGAUGAGGGACUCUGAACAAAGUGCUGAUGCCAAAUGCGGACCUCAGGAACUCGUUCAGCAGGUUCUGAGUGCGGGUUGGAGAGAGAACAUUGACGUUGCAGGAGAGAAUGCUCUUUCAAGAUAUGAUCUUGAUGGUUAUAAUCAAAUCCUUCUAAAUGCUAGACCUAAUGGUGUCAACAAAGAGGGCAGACCAAAACUAAGGAUGUAUGGGGUGACGUACCUUCGUUUAUCUGAUGAUCUAAUGCAGAAAACGAAUUUCAAUAUAUUCAAGACAUUUGUGAAAAAGAUGCAUGCUGAUCAGGAUUACUGUCCCGACCAAGGAAAGUAUAACCAUCACAUAGGUCCAUUGGAGCGGUCUAAGCCAAAGAUGGCAAUUGAAUAUAUGCUAGAAGCAACCGAACCAAUGGAACCAUUCCCAUGGGACAAAGAAACAGAUAUGAGUGUCGGUGGUGUACUUACUAAUUUGAUAGACACCAAGGAAAGUACAACAUAGGUCCAUUGGAGCGAUCUAAGCGAAAGAUGACAAUUGAAGAUAUGCUAGAAGCAACCCGAACCAACGGAGCCAUCCCCAUGGGACAAAGAAACAGAUAUGAGUGUCGGUGGUGCACUCGCUAAUUUGAUAGACAAGAUCUUUUCUAUGUUUAAGUGAGAACACAACCAAAUGGGGAAAUACUCAAAAGUCAAAGAAUCAAUUAAAAAACUUCUUGAGUAUCUGAUGUUCAAAUAAAAUCUCCGAAUUUACUA
This is a messenger RNA of Carya illinoinensis, 2213 nucleotides long. RefSeq names its product beta-amylase-like. NCBI's taxonomy places the organism in Eukaryota, Viridiplantae, Streptophyta, Magnoliopsida, Fagales, Juglandaceae. Gene Ontology annotation, molecular function: beta-amylase activity. The transcript has 8 exons. Gene Ontology annotation, biological process: polysaccharide catabolic process. The coding region runs from base 418 to 1962 and encodes 514 amino acids. The record is from RefSeq and is a predicted model, not a curated record.